Molecule: messenger RNA, 1368 nt
Organism: Rasamsonia emersonii CBS 393.64
Lineage: Eukaryota; Fungi; Ascomycota; Eurotiomycetes; Eurotiales; Trichocomaceae
Exons: 2
Coding region: 1-1368 (455 amino acids)
Molecular function (GO): lyase activity
Source: RefSeq, a predicted model, not a curated record
AUGGCAACACAGGCCGCUGCCCACUGGGUUGCUUCGCUCUCCUACAGCUCACUGCCCCCCGGCGUCGUCCGGGCGGCCGUGCGAUCGUUCUACAACUGGGUGGGCUGCGCUGUCGGCGGCAGCAACCACGCAGCCGCGCUCAUCGCCCGCAAGUCCCUAUCUCGCUUCUUCGGCGCUCCCACGUCGACGCUGCUGGGCUCGCAGGGCGUCCGGGUCGAUGCGCAACACGCCGCGCUGCUCAAUGGCAUUGCUUCCCAUGUCCACGAUUACGACGACACGCACCUCGAGACUAUCAUCCACCCGACUGGCCCUGUGGCGGCCGCACUGCUGAGCUUUGCGCAGUCGCUCGAUAGGCCUGUGUCUGGGGAAGAAUUCAUUACGGCACUGGCGGCUGGCAUCGAGAUCGAGUGUAAGGUUGGCCUUGCGGUAUGGCCGAGCCACUAUGAUGUGGGAUGGCACAUCACAAGCACGACAGGCUCCAUUGGAGCCGCAGUCGCAGUAUCGAAGCUACUGAAUCUCUCUCCGGAGAAGAUCGCCCACGCCAUUGGCAUUGCGGCCACACAAGUGACAGGCCUCCGGGAGAUGUUCGGUUCACACACCAAGUCGUUCCAUCCGGGGCGUGCCGCGCAGAACGGCCUUCUUGCUGCCGUCCUGGCUGCGGAUGGCUACACCAGCUCUCUGCAGGCGCUGGAGGCGAAACGCGGAUGGGUCCAGGUAGUCAGCGAUGACGACAAGUUGCAAGCGGAGAUCCAGAGCCUGGGAGACAGGAAGAAGCCGUGGGAGAUUGAGAAGAACGCGUUUAAGCCAUUCCCAUGCGGGAUUGUUGUUCACCCCGUCAUUGAUGGCUGUGCGUGGCUGCACGGUGAGCUCCGACGACGGGGUCUCGAUCCGCAGGGCAUCAAGAGCAUACAGGUGUCAGUGCACCCGCUCGUGUUGGAGCUGACAGGCAAGACGAAACCGGGCGAUGGACUGGAAGCAAAGUUCAGCGUCUACCACGGUGGCGCGGUGGGGAUACUCUACGGAAAGGCGACGCCUGCUCAGUAUGAAGAUGAGGUGGUGCUCAACCCGCAGGUCAUCAGCCUCCGGGAGAAGAUUCAUGCGACGGUGGAUGACCGUCUACGGGCAGACGAAUGCCACAUUGUGGCAGAUUUCGGCAAUAAUAAUGAGACUACUACUGGCCGGAUUGAAAAGCAUGUUGACCACGCUGUGGGCAGUCUCGAGGUGCCGAUGUCGGACGCCCAGCUUACGGAGAAAUUCCUGGACCAAUGCGAGCCAGUCCUGGGCUCGGAGCAAGCGAAGAAGGCCAGUGAGUGGUGCUGGGAAUUGGAGAAGAUUGGGGAUAUCAGGCAGAUUGGAGAAGUCGUAUAG